AGAACACAAAGAACGGCGCAGCGGGAGAGGAGGUAAAGAUGCGGAUUAGAAGUUUGAUGGGGGGAUGGUGGAGAAAAUCACCAGCCUGCAGUGCCUCGCGUUGCCCCAGGACGCCCAUGGCCGAGAGCUGGCUGCGGCGCUAUUCGGCAUUUGGCUAUGCCCGAGCAGUGCCAAGUGCAUCAGGAGUGGCAAGGAGGCGAUCGCGGACUACCAGAAGGCGGUGAAGGAUAAAAGGGAAGGACCACGGGGUGGGACCACCACGCAUGCAGGUCUCAGUUGCGAUGAUGGAGGAGAUGAAGGGGGUCCGGGUGGCGAGGUGGUGUCCAAAUGGCUGCGCAUGGCGAACGGCGAGAAGGGCCAGGAGGUGGUCAACGAGACAUUCCAGGUGUGCUACCCGAAGGACGCCCAUGCGAGGCAGGACCAGCCCGAGGAUCAUAAGAAGACGAAGGUCACGAUGAACCUCAACAAGUGGGCGGACUUCAGAGCGUACGAGGCGGAAUCGAUGCAGCACGGCAUCUCGAUAAAAAGGAGGUGCGAAUGGGCUUCCUGGCGGGAGUGCAGAAGUUCGGAGCGGAGAAGAUGAUGGGUAAAGGGCCGAAUCCAGGGCUGCUCAGGGUCGUGGAGAGGCAGCUCCGCGCGAACACGGACCGCUGACCAGAGUGACACAUAGCAACAGCGCGCACAUUUUUUUCAGCAGCUGCGAUAAGGCAGGGGACUCCUGAUAAGGGGGAACGCGGCCAGGUGGCAUCUCCCCGAGGUGGGGGAGAUAGCACCCAGCCGAGCGCGGGCGAGCCGAGUGGAGCUUCCAGAGGUUCCAGGAGUUCCAUAUGCCAGCCGAUCCAAUAUACUCUAGUCCCUUACUCCUGUGCCUCCUUGCCUUCCCUCGUCCUCUUCUAUACCUCCCGCUAGCGCGGCUCGUGCCACUGUCUCGCAACACGCGACGAGCGAUCUUAGCAUUCUAGCGAAUCUGGAGCGCAUGGCAGCAGCGGGUAGUAGUAUACCAAGGGAGAUGUUAGCAGGCGCUUACAGGCUGUUGCGUC
Prorocentrum cordatum is the source of this 1040-nucleotide messenger RNA. The record is from the annotation of a GenBank genome assembly. Lineage: Eukaryota; Dinophyceae; Prorocentrales; Prorocentraceae.